GUUGAGCCAAUCUGCGAUGCGUUUAUCCCUGCCUACAGUCUAAAAGAGCGAGUUAUUAUUUCCAGAAAAUAGCAAAAACGACUUAUUUAUAAAGUGUGGUAAAUAAUUCAGAUGUGUGAAGCAUUUGAUUGCGUUUUUUAUAUAUGUUUUGCUGGCUCGGUAAUGGAGUAGGUUGCGUCAAUAAAGGGCUCUGGCAGCUGCGUGAAGUUGGUAAAUAAGGGGUUGACCUCGUGGUGUCAGACAAACUGGAUUAAGGUCUGCCAGCCGCAGCGCCUGCUGCAGGCUAAGGACUGCUCACAGUUACCUGCUAUUUAAUAGGCCCUUCCACGCUAAAAAACAAACAACCACCCUCUUCAUAUCUGUGUUACAUAACUCAGGGGGGGUACGUUUGAUUCGAGUCGCCAGGGUCGUCCUACCUCCGAUAUCCUCGGAGAGAGCAGCAGCAGAGACCCUUCGACAAGUGCUGCAGAAGUUGUCCUCAUCCAUUUAGCCGUCAUGGCGAGCGAUAUGGUUUUACUGAUGCGAGGCUUGGCUAAGCUGAGCCAGGCAGUGGUGGAGACUCAGACCAACGCACUGCGAAAUGGAACAGCGGUUCAAGGAGUCGGUACUGCGGUGGGAAGUGUGCAGGCAGCUGCAGAGCAAGGCCUGUCUGCUGCUAUGAUGAAAAUGCAGGAGUUGUCAGGUCAACAGAAAACCUCAUCAGAGUCGGAGUUUGACUUUCCUCAGGACGAUGCUUCAUUCACAGCCUCAGAGUUCGGCGAGGAAGGCGUUGACUCGGCAUCAGAUCACUCAAGAAGCAGCGCAGACGAAGCGGCAGGUGUUGGCGCGACACAUUCGGUGUUUGAGGGGUACAAGGAUCCCAGCAAGCAGUUUGGUGGUCACACCAGGUCGUACCACCAAGACGCCAGGCAUUUCUUCGGGCACCCUCUCUACAACCACGAGGUGAACCGGCGCAUCUGGCAGAAGGUCUACUGUCAGCCGGGUCAGCUCAGGAGCUAUCAUCAGGACCCGCCUUCAGUGGAGGGGCUGACAGCCGAAGACAUAGCGAAAACCAGCCAGAGCAAAAGAGGGGACUCAAAGCCUCACAAACAGAUGCUCAGCGAGAGAGCCAGAGAGAGGAAAGUUCCGGUGACCCGGCUCAGCAGACUGGCUAACUUCGGAGGGUUAGCUGUGGGUUUGGGCAUCGGUGCGCUUGCAGAAGUCGCCAAAAAGUCGAUUGGACUCAACGGAGCUUCAGGAGAAAAUAAAAAAUCCGUUCUGGACUCGAGCCCUUUCCUGUCCGAGGCCAAUGCUGAGCGCAUCGUCCGAACGCUGUGCAAAGUCAGGGGAGCUGCGCUGAAGCUCGGGCAGAUGCUCAGCAUCCAAGAUGAUGCCUUCAUUAAUCCUCACUUGGCCAAGAUUUUCGAGCGCGUCCGGCAGAGCGCUGACUUCAUGCCAAUCAAGCAAAUGAUGAAAGCACUAAACAGUGACUUGGGUCCAAACUGGAGAGACAAGCUGGAGUUUUUCGAGGAGCGUCCGUUUGCAGCGGCUUCCAUUGGGCAGGUUCACUUGGCGAGGAUGAAAGACGGCAGGGAGGUGGCCAUGAAAAUACAGUAUCCUGGUGUGGCUCAGAGUAUCAACAGUGACGUUAACAACUUGAUGACCGUACUGAAUAUGAGCAACGCUCUGCCUGAAGGUCUUUUUCCUGAACAUCUGAUUGAUGUCAUGAGGAAAGAGCUGGCGCUGGAGUGCGACUAUAUUCGAGAAGCUCAGUGUGCAAAGAAGUUCAGAGAGCUGCUGAAGGACGAUCCGUUCUUCUUCGUGCCGGAAGUGAUCGACGAUCUGAGCAGCAAACAUGUCCUAACUACAGAGCUUGUUCCCGGGUUUCCUUUGGACAAGGCAGAGAGCCUCUCACAGGAGCUGAAGAACGAGAUCUGCCAGAACAUCCUGCUGUUGUGCCUCAGAGAGCUCUUUGAGUUCAGAUACAUGCAGACCGACCCGAACUGGUCCAACUUCUUCUACGAUCCUCAGACUCACCGGGUGGCGCUGCUGGACUUUGGAGCCACAAGAGGUUUUGAUCAAAGUUUCACCGACAUCUACAUCGAGAUUAUCCGUUCAGCUGCUCAGGGCAACAGAGAAGGAGUUCUGAAGAAAUCUAUUGACAUGAAGUUCCUCACUGGAUAUGAGUCCAAGGCCAUGACGAACGCCCAUGUCGACGCCGUGAUGAUCCUCGGCGAGGCCUUCGCCUCCUCCGAGAUCUUCAACUUCGGCUCUCAGUCCACCACCGAGAGGAUCCACAACCUCAUUCCAGUCAUGCUCAAACACCGGCUCACGCCUCCGCCGGAGGAGACGUACUCGCUGCACCGCAAGAUGGGCGGCUCCUUCCUCAUCUGCUCCCGCUUGAAUGCAAAGCUGAGCUGCAAGGAUAUGUUUGAUGACGCCUAUCGGAAGUACUGGGAAGGCCGCAGGCCCACCCCCUAAUGAAAUCAAGCCAACUGAUGGACUAGUACUGGGGGAGAGUGGAAGCCAUGUUUGUCUGAGAUAUUGAACACUGGUCUUUACUGUUAUGGACAAAUACGUGUGAGGUUUAAAGCAUAUAAUAUUCAGAGGAAUAGUUUUUUUAUCAAGAGGAAACAUGUCAUCUGCAUUGUUUUCAGCUAAACGCACAGGAACACAUGGCUCCAGAAGAAAAACAUGAAUGUAAAGAGGUUGCAUUUCCUUUCUGAUCAUUUCAAGGCGAUAUGCAAUUUUUUUUUUUUUUGUCCUUUCCUGUUUGGAUCGCUUUUAACUCUUUAGCUAAACUGUUGAAGCUACUUUUUAUUUCUUCAAAUUAAGAGUUUUUGUGCGUAAACAGUUUGAGGGAAGUGCGAGUCUCGGUUUAAACCAGGACCAACGUGUCUGAAUCACAAAGGAGACGAUUGAACCACCUUGCGUUGAACAAAGGGGCUGAUGGGAAUUAUUUUUGCUGCAGAAGUCUGACUCCUAAUGUGUAAAUGUAGUUUAUAGAUUUCUGCGUUAUUUUAGAUAAUGAGUGUACAGAUUGAUCAAUAGCUGUUAAUGAAUUUUAUCUUUCAUUUUUAUCGUUUUUGUUUCAAACCGUUCCUUUAGUUUUGGUAAAUUCUCAAAGAUUUCUGGGUAAAAUCAUCAAUUCACUCAGUUUGUGUCACCUGAUUGUUUCCAAUUUAGGGUUAUAGAAAUAACCCUUUAAGCUAUCAUGGACCACGUGAAUAUUGAGUUCCAGUUAACAAAAAGAUGAAGUCACAGGAAUUCUGUGUUUUUGUAGUUCUGAGUGAAUACAAUACUUUUAAUCCACAGUGGUUCAUGUCACAUCAACACAUCAGUUACUUCAGGGAAUGAAAAAAACUCUACGCACAAGAUCGGCUGGUGGAUUUACCCACACGCCUUUUCUGUCCAUAUAACUUCCCCUCCACAGCCUGCCUCCUGAUCGCUGUGCAACUCUAAAGUUCUCAAUGCUCUCUUACCUGCCAUUUGGUGUAAAAAUGUGGGAGAAGAAACUUAAAAAAAAAAAAAAUGUGCCUAUUGUUUCCAGCUGAGAGUUUUGGGUAGAAAUGUUGACUUUCUAUUAACUGAAAGUUGGAAUAAAAUAUCAUGUGAAUUAAGA
Oryzias melastigma (Indian medaka) is the source of this 3601-nucleotide messenger RNA. RefSeq names its product coenzyme Q8A, genome duplicate a (gene coq8aa). The record is from RefSeq and is a predicted model, not a curated record. Gene Ontology annotation, biological process: ubiquinone biosynthetic process. Bases 496 to 2460 code for a protein of 654 amino acids. Gene Ontology annotation, molecular function: kinase activity. The transcript has 17 exons. Gene Ontology annotation, cellular component: extrinsic component of mitochondrial inner membrane. Lineage: Eukaryota; Metazoa; Chordata; Actinopteri; Beloniformes; Adrianichthyidae.